Rubroshorea leprosula is the source of this 556-nucleotide messenger RNA. The record is from the annotation of a GenBank genome assembly. Lineage: Eukaryota; Viridiplantae; Streptophyta; Magnoliopsida; Malvales; Dipterocarpaceae.
AAAAUCUUCUCAUCUUCACACCAUUUCUACGCAUUAAUAAUACCAUCAUGGCUCUAAUGAGAAACUCCUUCCUAUUCUUGGCCCUUGCAGCGGUCCUUUUGGCUUCUGCCACUUCAACCAGGGACCUCAUCCCUAUCAAGCCAGGCCAGGACCUCGCAGCAAGGCUCGAAUCCAGCGGCGGCCUCGUCGAGUGCUGGAACGCACUAAUGGAGCUGAAAUCAUGCACCAAUGAGAUCGUUCUGUUUUUCAUCAAUGGCGAGACAAGUAUUGGUCCAGACUGUUGCCAUUCCAUUGAGAUUAUUACACGCAAUUGCUGGCCCGCCAUGCUUACUUCCCUGGGUUUCACUGCUGAGGAGGGAACCAUUCUCACGGGCUAUUGCGAUGGGGCCACUUCUUCUCCUACUGCUACACCUCCUGCCGCCACCCCUCCUGUUAGCGCAACCUCAUGGGUUUAGAGAAGCCACCAUUGACGAUAAGAAUUGGCCUGCUUUUUUGUGUGGCAAUGAUCUCGUAUAUAAAUAAAAAAAAAAAAAAAAAAUAAAGUUUGCAGUUCAGC